UCCAUCACAGCAUUGGUUUCCAAGAUUCGUUCAUGCCAACCAACAUGCCCGCCGCAGUCCCCGCUUCCCCGCACCUGCUCGUUUAUCCCUUUGGCGGCUCCGGCCACAUCAUCCCUCUCCUCGACCUCACCGACCGCCUCCUCUGCCGCGGCGUCCGAGUGACUGCCCUCGUCACCCCUUUCAACUACCACCUCCUCCUCCCACUCCUCUCCGACCAUCCCUCGCUCUUCCAACCCCUGGUCAUCCCGGCCCCUGACACUCCCUCUCUCUCCGAAAACGGCCUCAUUGUCAAGAUCCUCUCCAUGCGCUACCACCACUACCCGGCGGUCCUUGAGUGGUUCAGGUCCCACCCCUCACCGCCGGUCGCCAUUUUGUCCGACUUCUUUCUCGGGUGGACCCGACACCUGGCCUCAGAGCUCGGCGUUCCCCACGUCGUGUUUUCGCCCUCCGCCGCCUUCUCGGUGUCCAUCGAGUUCUCGCUCUGGCAGAACCUACCCGAGAACGGCAGCGACGAUGAGAACUCGCUGGUGACAUUCGGCGACGUGCCGAACUCGCCCACGUACCCGUGGUGGCAGAUUUCACACCUAUUCAGGAAGUACAGGGAAGGAGACGCCGACAUGGAGUUUCUUAGGGAGUGCUGGCUGGCAAACGCGGGGAGCUGGGGCGUUGUCUUCAACACGUUCAUGGAGUUGGAGAGAGUCUAUGUCGACCACAUGAAGGGGAAGUUCGGGCCAGGCCGGGUGUGGGCCGUGGGCCCGCUCCUGCCUCCUAUGGAUGACGCGGUGAGCCUGACUAGCCGGGGCGGGUCCAGCUCGGUCCCGGUCGAGGAGGUGCUGAAGUGGCUUGACGGCAGAGAGGAGCGCUCCGUGGUGUACGUAUGCUUCGGGAGCCGCACCACGCUGGCGAACGACCAGAUGGCGGCGCUGGCAACCGCGCUGGAGCUGAGCCGGGUCCACUUCCUGUGGUGCGUGAGGGAGACCGCGGACGGACGGGUGCUGGGUGGCCACGGGCUCUUGCCAGACGGGUUCGAAAGCCGCACGGCGGGGCGGGGGCUGGUGAUCAGGGGGUGGGCCCCGCAGGUGAUGAUACUGAGGCACCGCUCCGUGGGCGGGUUCCUGACCCACUGCGGCUGGAACUCGGUGCUCGAGGCGAUCAGCGCCGGGGUGGCGAUGCUGACGUGGCCGAUGGGCGCGGACCAGUACGCGGGCGCGAAGCUGCUGGUGGACGAACUGGGCGCCGCGAUCAGGGCUUGCGACGCCCCAGGCGACGCUGUGCCUGACCCCGCCGAGCUGGCCCGGGCGUUGACCCAGUCGCUUGACGAGACGAGGCCGGAGAGAAGCCGGAUCAAGAAGCUGAGCGGGGCGGCAGCAGACGCGGUCAACGGAGGAAGCUCGGACAAGGAUUUGGAUGGAUUCGUGAAGAGUCUAAUGGAGCUUCAACGUGGAAGAAGUGACGCCGGGAUUGAUGGAUAGUGUUGAUGGCUUGUCCAAUUUGCUGCUACCCUUAUAGU
Messenger RNA from Rhodamnia argentea, 1510 nucleotides. RefSeq names its product UDP-glycosyltransferase 89B2-like. The coding region runs from base 33 to 1472 and encodes 479 amino acids. NCBI's taxonomy places the organism in Eukaryota, Viridiplantae, Streptophyta, Magnoliopsida, Myrtales, Myrtaceae. The record is from RefSeq and is a predicted model, not a curated record. The transcript has a single exon. Gene Ontology annotation, molecular function: UDP-glycosyltransferase activity.